AUGCUGGACCCCAAGCACCUCGAGAUCAUCGCCCUAGGCGGCAACGGCUACGUGUACAGAUGCCCCGGCGGCUUCGCCUACAAACAGCACGCCACCCAGCGCGAGGUCGACCUGAUGCGCCUGGCCGGCGACUGCGCCGUGGCGCCGCUGAGCCGGGUGAUGGACGAGGUCGACGGCGGGCUCGUACCAGCCGGCCUGAUCAUGGAGCUCGCGACGCCGUUCAACUUCAAGCUCGUGCCGCCGGCCGAGCGCGCGGCGGUCAAGGACGAGAUGGUCCGGCUCGUCGAGCGCCUGCACAGCAGCGAGUUCGGCAUCGUGCACGGGGACAUCAAGCCGGCCAACUUUGUGCGGUGCCGCGACGGGCGGCUGCGGCUGUGCGACUUCGACUCGGCGCGGCUGGUGGCCGACGAGCGGGCCGACGGCUGGGAGGGGCUCGCCAGCGAGCGGUAUCUGGCCCCGAGCCGCGGCUAUCCCGAUCGUUACGGCCCGCCGACGGUCGUCGACGACGAGUAUGCCUUGGCGAUCUCCGUGUGGGAGCUCUUCACCGGCAAGGACGCGCUGAUUGGCGAGGACAUGGAGGAGGUUUUGAAAGAGGGCAGGACUGUCGAUCUGAGCGAGCUGGAGGAUGAUGACGUCCGCGAGUUUGUCCGCAGCCGGCUACGAAGGGGCGGUGCGAAGGUCUGA
Thermothielavioides terrestris NRRL 8126 is the source of this 684-nucleotide messenger RNA. RefSeq lists its product as uncharacterized. The transcript has a single exon. Gene Ontology annotation, molecular function: protein kinase activity; ATP binding. The record is from RefSeq and is a predicted model, not a curated record. The coding region runs from base 1 to 684 and encodes 227 amino acids. Gene Ontology annotation, biological process: protein phosphorylation. Lineage: Eukaryota; Fungi; Ascomycota; Sordariomycetes; Sordariales; Chaetomiaceae.